This is a messenger RNA of Acipenser ruthenus (sterlet), 1251 nucleotides long. Its product is annotated as LIM/homeobox protein Lhx2-like. NCBI's taxonomy places the organism in Eukaryota, Metazoa, Chordata, Actinopteri, Acipenseriformes, Acipenseridae. The record is from RefSeq and is a predicted model, not a curated record. Gene Ontology annotation, molecular function: RNA polymerase II transcription regulatory region sequence-specific DNA binding; DNA-binding transcription factor activity, RNA polymerase II-specific. The coding region runs from base 130 to 1251 and encodes 373 amino acids. Gene Ontology annotation, biological process: regulation of transcription by RNA polymerase II; neuron differentiation. The transcript has 6 exons. Gene Ontology annotation, cellular component: nucleus.
GUGAGACACAAACACACCUGCACUCAGCGAAGAAGAGAGAGAGAGAGAGAGAGAGAGAGAGAGGCAUCUUCAGACUGGACUCCAGACCUGUCUCCUGCAGAAACUCACUCAAGUGUCCUUUGACCCAGCAUGGCAGAGGGCGGCAGUUUCACGGCAAUGCUUCUACAAGGAUUUGGAGGAGACCCCCUCUCUGAGAUACCAACCCCCCAGAGCAGAGGGGCUUUCAAACAGAUACAGGGACACCGUGAGGUGCAUGGGGAGAGGUGUGUGGUCUGUGCAGGAUGUGGGGGGCGUGUCUAUGACCGGUACUUCCUGCUGGCGGUGGACAGGCAGUGGCAUGCAGGGUGUCUGCGCUGCAGCCUGUGCCAGUGCGCCCUCGAUGCCCAGCUCACCUGUUUCUCAAAGGACGGCGCCAUCUACUGCAAGGAGGACUACUACAGCCGGUUCUGUGUGCAGUGCUGUGCUCGCUGUGGGCUCGGGGUUCCCGCCUCCUCUCUGGUGAUGCGCGCGCGGGACUCUGUGUUUCACCUGCGCUGCUUCACCUGCCUGCCCUGCGGAGCCGCGCUGCGACCCGGCGACCUCUUCACCAUGAGGGGUGGUGACCUAUACUGCCAGAGACACUCCACCCAUGGACACACCCCAAAACCACGCCUCCGCAAGCGUAGGGCCACGCCCACUGAGAGAGAAAGAAACACAGCAGGCCUCCUUCCCUUGGAGGAGGGGGAGGGGUUUCUGGGCGGCCCCGAGCCCCAAUUGGCUGGGCAGCAGCAGGAGGGCAUGUCCGUGUCGAAGACUAAGCGAAUCAGGACAUGCUUCAAGAACCACCAGCUGCGCACCAUGGAGUCCUACUUCGCAGUGAAGCACAACCCUGACGGGAAGGACUGGGAGCAGCUGGCCAAGAGGACAGGGCUGCCCAAAAGAGUGCUGCAGAAUGCCCGGGCUAAACUGCGCAAGACCCUGACCACAGACGAGCCAAUCGAAGGAGAGGGGGCCGACGACACGGCAACCACCACCAUCGACCAAUCUCAGCUCUCCCUCACAACCAUGCCCCCCAUGGACCCACCCACCCCAGCCUCGGAACCCUCUGCCCAGCCAAGCAGAGCACCCAGCCCCUUCCUCUCCUUUCCAGAGUUCUCAGGAAGUUACAUCACACAGCCUGGCCCCAUCAUGGCCCCCAUAUUCCUGAACUUUGACCUUGGGGAGUCGACCACCAGCAGUGUGGAGGAUUCUGGUCCAGCGAGUUUCUUUUGA